Carya illinoinensis is the source of this 579-nucleotide messenger RNA. RefSeq lists its product as uncharacterized. The transcript has 2 exons. The record is from RefSeq and is a predicted model, not a curated record. Lineage: Eukaryota; Viridiplantae; Streptophyta; Magnoliopsida; Fagales; Juglandaceae. Gene Ontology annotation, cellular component: anaphase-promoting complex. Gene Ontology annotation, biological process: regulation of mitotic cell cycle spindle assembly checkpoint. Bases 61 to 357 code for a protein of 98 amino acids.
AAGCGAGGCGAACUCAGGGCCUAGGCAAACGCAAACAAAUAAACAAAAGCAUAAAAAGAUAUGUUACAGUUCCCGGCGUUCAUGACACAGUACGCGUGGUCGAAGAGGACGAUUCCAACGUCGUUUCUUCUUCCCCCUCGGUGCCAACCUCACAGCGAGGAGCUUCUCCUCGCGAUGGAGGAAUCCGAUUUUGAUGAAAAGUGUAAAGAAAUCAGGAAGACUAAUAGCAACCUGGUUGUGAUCGGGAAAACCACUGUUGAUAAUGAUAAAAAAGACUAUGACGAUGAUGCCAACAUUGAUGAUGCUGACACUGCAGAGCUAUCUGAAGGUGAAGAAUUUGAGCAGGAAACUGCUUGAAAAUUGUGUGUAGCGGCAGUACCCCUAAGUCUUAAAGCGUCUCUAAGAUUCUAAAUGCUAGCAUAUACAAUGGCAUCGAGUUGUAUUUGAACAUGCCUGGACUUGCUCUUUUAUUAGCUUAUGUACCUAAGAAGAACAAUUGUAUUUGUUUGACUGUGUCUGUUAUGAUUUAGGUGACCGAGAUCGAAGAAAUAGAGCUCCUCCCAUUUUAUAAAUGAAUUA